UAGAGGGAGACGCCGUGACGUCACAGCUGCGAAGCUAUGUGAAGCCGAGGGUAGCCAUCUCAGUCCGGCCAAAACAUUGCUGCUGGAAGCUUGUGUGCAUUGGCUUGUCGCUCGCUUUUGGAAGGAUUUUGCGCUAUUAUGGUGACUUGUAUGGUGUUCGGGUGUACGAAUCGUUCUGAUUGUGAUGCGAAAUCUAAGGGAAUAACAUUUCAUGUAUUUCCUAAAAAUGAAAGUUGGAAAGCUCUGUGGGAGAAUGCCGUGAGGAGGAAGAAUUGGUGUGCGUCUAAAUGGAUCACUAUAUGUUCUCAACAUUUCCGAGAAGAGGACAUAGACCGAACUUCCCUUUCAACAGUAAGGCUCCGAGAAAAUGCUGUACCAUCAGUUUUCCCUACACACGCAAAACAUUUGCAAAAGGGAGACAAGAAGAGAAAGCCAUCAUUGCGGAAGGAGAGCUCUUCCUUUCCAUCUUCAGUUUUGGCUGCCGUCAGCAGAGUGCAGGAUGAAGAAGUUCCUGCUCUUGUUCCUGAGUACACUGCAGGACCACCAGAACGUAGUCAGACAUCCUCUGAAAGUGAGGAACUGAAGACGAAGUGUGAACACCUCAUAAGAAAAACUGAUCCGUACAAAAAACAAAUUAAAACUCUUCAGCAGUCUUCGGAACGGUGGCAGUUACUAAGCACGGAAAAUGGUGCAGCGACAACUGACAAUGACCACGAUUGCUUUGCUACUGGAAUUUAUCUCUCUGAAGUGGCAGUCCAUAUUGUAGUAUAUAUAGCUGGAUGUGUGGUGCGUCACUUAGAGAAAACCUUAAAAUGUGAACCAUGUUUAUCCGUGUUGAGAGGGGAUGGUAGCCAUGUUGCUUAUUCUCUUAUUCAUAGAAAGAGUAGGGGAUGGUUGGUUUUACCAUCAAAUGAUGUUUUUGACAUCUGUGUGUGUGUUAAAUUAUCAGUAAAUCACUUCUGGUAUGCUGUCCAAACAGGUGACAGCCUGCACAGAAUACUCAUUUACAGGAUACUGGAGACAGAAGCAGAGACAUUUUAUAGAAGAAAUAAAAACCCUGCAUUACCUUACCACCAAAAGACUGUUGCCUCUGAUUGUGAUGGUGACUGUAUAAAGCAUAUUUGCUAUCUUUUUCUUCACAUUGGGCUUAAUAAUUCAUAUGAAACAGUUACAAAUCAGAUUGAAAAUCUGUCUUUCCGACAACGAGAAAACACUCUAGAAGCAUGCUCAUGUGGCAGUUUUUACUACACAAAGGACAGAAAUUCUGGGAUCAUAAUUGUACGGUGGGCAGACAAAAAUGUGCGUCUGGCAAGCUCUUUCUGUGGUAUUCAUCCUCGUACAACCAUAAAGAGACAGAAUAUGGAGGAGGAGAAAAAGACAGAAGUGCCUUGUCCCAACACUGAAAAGCAGUACAGCAAGCAUGGGAGGGGGAGAGCUGUAGUGAUUUGA
Molecule: messenger RNA, 1449 nt
Organism: Schistocerca americana (American grasshopper)
Lineage: Eukaryota; Metazoa; Arthropoda; Insecta; Orthoptera; Acrididae
Exons: 4
Coding region: 139-1449 (436 amino acids)
Source: RefSeq, a predicted model, not a curated record